AUGACGAGCAAGAGCAGGAACUACCUUCCUGCAGAGCAUGAGACGUUGUACCAUGCUUGGCUGCAAGUGUCACUUGACCCCAUUGUUGGGAACGACCAGAAGUCAUCCAACUUCUACGACAAAGUCGCUGAAAUCUUCAACAAAGAACACGAAGCGAGGUCGGUAUGCAGCCUGCAGAUACACUGGCGAGAUACUAUCCAGAAGCAAGUUUCGCUCUUUUGUGGAGCGUACAAGAAGGCAGUCCACAACCCUCCGUCUGGUACAAACGGUAUUGACCACAUGCGGACUGCUCUCGAGCUGUACAAGUUGCGCUCGAAGAAGAGCGCAUUCCGAUUGCACCAUUGCUGGCUCAUUCUUAAGGACGCGCCGAAAUGGAGCGUUGCCAUGGAGCCACAGGAAGCUGGCUCAAAGCCAGCUUCGGUGACAUUGGCACCGGUUUCGGCUAUGGCCUCGGUACGGCCAUUGGGAUCCAAAAAGGCCAAGGCGAAAUUGAAGGAUGUUGACAGUAUUGUCUCGGUCCAAUCCGAAAUGGUCAAGGCGAACGUGGAACGCAAUGCUAUUGCUCGUGACAGCGGUCAAUUGAAGCUGUUCACUGCUCGAAUUGAUGCUUCCGACCAGAGGUAG
Molecule: messenger RNA, 624 nt
Organism: Aphanomyces astaci
Lineage: Eukaryota; Oomycota; Saprolegniomycetes; Saprolegniales; Verrucalvaceae
Exons: 4
Coding region: 1-624 (207 amino acids)
Source: RefSeq, a predicted model, not a curated record